Molecule: messenger RNA, 417 nt
Organism: Saccostrea echinata
Lineage: Eukaryota; Metazoa; Mollusca; Bivalvia; Ostreida; Ostreidae
Exons: 1
Coding region: 1-417 (138 amino acids)
Biological process (GO): DNA integration
Molecular function (GO): nucleic acid binding
Source: RefSeq, a predicted model, not a curated record
AUGCGAUCAACCUCAGCAAAUGCUUCUAUUCCUGUCCUGGAUAAGGUCAUUUCUUCUUUUGGAAUACCUAAGGUCGUAAAGUCAGAUAACGGAAGUCCAUUUAACUCUGCCGCAUUCAAGGAAUUCUCAGAAAACAUGGGAUUUCAUCAACGCAAAAUCACACCUCGUUGGCCUCGGGCGAAUGCUCAGGCAGAAUCCUUUAACAAGCCGAUGAUGAAGGCAGUCCGAGCUGCUCAUGUUGACAGGAAAAACUGGAAACAAGAACUGUUCCGUUUUCUUCGGCAGUAUCGAAAUACUCCUCAUUCAUCAACAGGACUAAGUCCAUUCACUCUGAUGUUUGGCCGAGAUACAAGAACUAAACUACCACAUAUAGCAAGACCAACAGAUCGUCCCAUAAAUCGCGCGGCAGCAGGAUGA